Oreochromis niloticus (Nile tilapia) is the source of this 2145-nucleotide messenger RNA. RefSeq lists its product as uncharacterized. Lineage: Eukaryota; Metazoa; Chordata; Actinopteri; Cichliformes; Cichlidae. Bases 242 to 892 code for a protein of 216 amino acids. The record is from RefSeq and is a predicted model, not a curated record. The transcript is spliced from 10 exons.
AUGAUACCCGAGGGGAGCUGAAGAUCUCUGCAGUGUCAAAGUCUGAUGAAGGUUUCUACAAGUGUCAGUACUCAGGAAGAGAGUCAGCACAGAGCUGGAUGUCAGUUAAAGGUGAGCAGGAUCAAGACAUGUGAUGCAUGUUUUUUUUUUGUGAACCAUUUUGAUAUUUGAGAACUAGCAUGAUUAUCAUUAAGUACAGUCAUCAUAAACAAUAAAGUAAUGUGCUGUCCAUAAAAAAAAAAUGGCUGUUUUGAAGUUUGAAGUCAUUUGGUUCUACUUUUGCAAUUAUCUUACCAUUUUAAAUGUUUUUCCUAAUAAUUUUUUAAAUUGUUUCUAUUGUUAUUAUUAUUUCUUUGAAUUUGCAGUAGGUGUGUUAUGUCCUGAAUGCUCUUCUUUGCCUGUGUGGUUGAUUGUUGGAUUGGCUUGUGGAAUCUCUGUCUUUAUUAUUGUCCUGCUCUCGUUUUAUCACUAUAGAAAAAAAAAGGAUUCAAGCUUUAUUAGUCCAAUGACCACCACCAAUCAUGUAGUCAACCAGAGUGAAAUUGACAAACACAACUCUCUUGACCAUGGUGCAGGUAAAAUACAAGAUGUUACAUACUCUGAAAUUCAGCUUAAACAUGUUGGAAAAAAGAAGAAUCAUCAUAAAUCACAGGAGCAUACUAUUUACUCAGAGGUGAAGGUGGGAGUUGAAGAAAAACCAAGUCCUGCAGCAACUAAUGAGGAACUUUACUCCGAAGUCAGAUUAGAAAGCAGUCUCGAAGACAUUCCAACAUAUGCUGAGAUCAACCGUCACAAUAAAGCAAAAGCUAAGGAAAACCAGGAAGACAGUCCAAUGUAUGCUCAGGUCAACCGUCACAAUAAAAGAGCAACCAAGAACAACCAGGGUCAUUGAGCCGAAUUGUAGCAGUAAAACCAACCUCGAGCUUUUUUUUUGAAGCCAUUGUAUGCGCCUCUUAUACAGAAAUGUCUGUAGCUUGUUCUGUAUUUUGUACAAUUUUUUUUUAGUGAUAGUCAUCAUCAUUAUAAUAUACAGUAUACAAUAUAUAUAUAUAAUAUAUGGUACAGACAAGGUGUUUUCAUUUAGUGUUCAUAUUAUCUGUAUUCACUUAAUAAUAAAACAUGAUAUAAAGUUAGCUUUUAGAGUGUAACAUAAGAUAGGUUCCUCUAUGGGCACAAAGGAAUACUAUAAAUGCAUGUAUUGAAAGUUUUUGAACAUUACCUAAAAGAGGACUGCUAUAAUACGGUAUGGAUUUAAAUGUGUGAAUAAAUGCAUUUCUUCAUGGAAAUUGUAUGCAGUUAUAGUUUGGGUUUUUAUUUUGGCCUGAGCAGUGUUUUUGUUCUAUCAUGAUAUAGCUGUACAAUAUAAUUGUAAAAAUGUAAAGGAUUUAUCUUUGGUAACUUUCAACUAAAUGACCAUGUAUACAAUAUGAAUAGCAAAUCAUAGAGACAGCUUAAAGUUAAUCGACAUUUAGUACUGGGGUUCUAUUAUUUUGAAAAAUGAGUGUUUAGAAAAUCCAAUCAGAGUAAAUUCUCCGCUAUAAAAAUUUUCCUCUUUAUUGGACCUAAUAAUUUGCUCAUGCACCAUUUUUCUUCCGAUCUUCACUGAAAAUGGGAAAAUACUAUUUUCAGACCAAGACUCUCAAAAUCUCAAAAUUUUGGCAAGCUGGGUUGGUCAAAAUUCAACCAAGCAACUUUUUUUUUUUUCCGCAAUUUUGAGACCAACUGAACAGCUUUAUCCUUUCAUCUCUGCAUAUAAUGUUGGAACACCUGGGCUUUAGGUACACCUGUUCUGAGUGAGCUUGGUUAUAAAAUUGCCCUCCUUUCUGCAGUCACACCUCUCCAUUGCUCUCUGUCUGGAUUUUUGUUUAAAGCCUUCUGACUUGCAAGCCAGGAUAUAGCACGAUUUCUUGAGUCAUUUUUUGUUGCUUUCUACAUGCUUUGCUAUGCAUCCUGCAUUAAUGAUGGGCAACACUACAACAUUUUGGUAUUGACCCAAUGUAGUGUAGUGUACACUUUAUGUAGUCCUGUAUUGAUUUACUGUUUUAUGUAGCACCAAGUUCUUGGAGGAAUGCUGUCUUGUUUCACUCUGUACUGAACCACUGUAUAUGGUUGACAUGACAAUAAAGCCGCUUGACUUGAAAUAUA